Molecule: messenger RNA, 270 nt
Organism: Dissoconium aciculare CBS 342.82
Lineage: Eukaryota; Fungi; Ascomycota; Dothideomycetes; Mycosphaerellales; Dissoconiaceae
Exons: 2
Source: RefSeq, a predicted model, not a curated record
AUUGAUGAUAUAUCAAAACCCAUCCCGGUGAGGGAUGCGCUCAGCGAUCAGGCCAAAGACUACGACUGCCUGCCAUGCAGACUCAUGGGCUCGGCCGCAUUCACGGGACUCGGCAUCUACAGCUAUGCAUCCGGAAUGUCUCAGCUUCAAAAACAGAAACACGAAAUCCUCAAAGCAAAGUCCAGGUUCGGCAUGGGCGCACGAAAGGGCGGCAUCUUCGGAAUCUCCGCAAUCUUGGUGGCCAUGGGUGUUUACCGAUUGACGAACUAG